AUGUAAAAGCUGAUUUUAUCAAUUAACAAAAAAUUGUUAAAAAUAUUUGAUUUUGGUAUGGCUGAAGUAACAGUUGUAAAAUAUCAUGUAAUUAAAUAUCUUACCGAGCUCCUGAAUUUAUUAUUUGUUAUUCUUAUAAUACAAAUAUUGAUGUAUGGGGUUUUGUUUAUACACAAUAAUUAUUAUUCUCGAUCAAUAAUAAUAAUGACAUAUUAAAAUUGUAUUUGUAAACCAUAAGAAAAUUCUUAUUAAAAUAUUAAGAAGAUCAAUAAUUAUAUAAUAUCUGAAUUUAAGAGUAGAGAAAUAGAUCCUUUCACAAAAUUUAUUAUUUUGAAGCCAGUUUUAUAAUGA
Paramecium sonneborni is the source of this 351-nucleotide messenger RNA. NCBI's taxonomy places the organism in Eukaryota, Ciliophora, Oligohymenophorea, Peniculida, Parameciidae. The record is from the annotation of a GenBank genome assembly.